UUUCACAAGAACAAAGAAAAAAACAAACACAGAAACCCCCAAGAGAACUACUCUAUAUACAAAUAUUAAAACAAAGAAACUGAUCAUUGCCUUUAUGCAAAUUGAUCAGAGAAGUUGAGCAUAUAUCAUCGAUCACCUUGAUCAUUUCAACUUAGGAGCAACUAUGGGUUCUGAUAUCGAAGAUGAUGAUGAUGGUAAUAAAUUUGGUGUCAGCAGCAAGAUCAUGUAUGCCGCCAUCUUCUCCCUAUUCGCCGUCGUGGUGCUCAUCAUCAUCCUCCAUAUUUACGCCAGAUAUCUCUUAAGACGCCAAGAAAGAAGACAACGUGCUGCGCUGUAUAGGGCAACCAGUACCACUCAAGUUGCACCGGAUGAAACGCAUCAAUAUCCCACUAGCGAGCCGCAGGGAAAAGGUCUCGAUCCGUCGGUCAUAGCCUCGCUACCAAAGUUCAUUCACAAGCCAUCUGAUCAUUUUGAAGCUAUAGAGUGUUCGAUUUGCUUGAGCACCGUAGGGGAGGAGGCCACGGUCAGGCUUCUGCCAAAUUGUAAGCACAUGUUUCAUGUGGAGUGCGUUGAUAUUUGGCUUAGCUCGAACACAACUUGCCCCAUAUGCCGCACCGUGGCUGAGCCCAGGGUUCAUCCGGUGCAACCCACGGCUCCACCUGUAGAGGAUAGUAUGCCGCUGCCGCAUGGUGGUGCUGAAUCAGGCGGCUCACGAUUAAGCUCUUUUCGGAGGAUGCUUAGUAGGGAGAGAUCGUCAAGGAGGAUCCAAAGUUGUGGAGAUGAUGAAGUGGGAGCAGAAGAUCUAGAAAGACAGUGAUUGGACCUUCCUCGAAGAUAAAGUAGCUAGUACGUACUAUAUAUAGGUAUUAUUAGGCAAUUAUAUUUUUCAGAAUUCUGGGUAUAAAUAUUUGGGGUUCUAUUUUUAAUAUUGGUGCUGAGACAUUUGUAUGGCAUUCUUCCCAGUUUAUAUAAGACCCAAUAUUAUAGGAUUCA
Molecule: messenger RNA, 993 nt
Organism: Alnus glutinosa
Lineage: Eukaryota; Viridiplantae; Streptophyta; Magnoliopsida; Fagales; Betulaceae
Product: RING-H2 finger protein ATL40-like
Exons: 1
Coding region: 164-817 (217 amino acids)
Source: RefSeq, a predicted model, not a curated record